Apis dorsata (giant honeybee) is the source of this 1227-nucleotide messenger RNA. RefSeq names its product transcriptional regulator ATRX homolog. The transcript has 2 exons. The coding region runs from base 1 to 1227 and encodes 408 amino acids. The record is from RefSeq and is a predicted model, not a curated record. Lineage: Eukaryota; Metazoa; Arthropoda; Insecta; Hymenoptera; Apidae.
AUGGAUGAUGUGAUGAAGUCGGAAUCGGAUGAGUCCGUAUUUUGUUUCGUGAACAAGAAGAAAGAGGAAACGGAGAUGAAGGAAUCGGGCCAGAAUAAUUUUUGCAUCGAGGAGACGUCGUCGAAAAAACGGAAACGAAAAUACAAAUUGAAGAGGAAAAUGGACGUGAGAAGGAAAUUCGACAAAUUGGACGAUAUCUCCCAAUUUUCAUUCACAUCCUCGUCAAACGAAGACAGCUUCGUCACAUCCUCGCCAAAGAUGAAACCCGCCAUAAAGAGGAAACCCCGCGGGUACUCGUUCAAGGAGGACAAGAAGAAAGUGUCGUUCGCCGAUCAGGACAAGAAAAGGUGCUUGUGGAAAAUGUCUAAGUACGACGAGGAGAUAGAGGAGCUGAUUGCCGAUAAAUCGAGCUCGAUCGAUUCGUUAGAUUCCUACUUCUUCAACAGCGAUGACUCCGAUAAAGACUUUGUGAUCGAUCAAAACAAGAAUGUGCAAGUUUUCGAAACGGAGAGUUCGAAUUAUUUCGAUUGCAUUGUUCACGUUUCGGCUAAGGAGGAAGGUGGUUUGGAGUGUAUCAAUUAUGGAAACAUGUCGGACGAAAUUAUCUCCUCGGGGUUAAACAUGAAGAACGAGGAGGAGGAAGAGUCGGGUAUAAUCCACGACAAAUCCUUGUAUUGCGCGUCGAGUUUUAUGAAGGCUACCUUCGACGACGAGAACGUGUUCGAUCUCGAGGAAUCCGAUGAGCGUUUGGUGAGAAACGCGAGCAGAACCGUUCUCGACGAACUGUUGGAGAUAAAUUACCAAUCGAACGUGAAAAAUUUAGAAAGUGUUUGGAACCACGAGGAAGAAUUGACUCUCGCGAGGCCCAGCGAAUCCAUGUAUUACACGCCCAAUUACGUGUCGUUCAACGAGGACGAGAAAGAGCCAUCCGAGGAAUCGGAGAGAUCCGGGGAAUCCGAGGGAUUCGAGGGAUUCGAGAGAUCCGAGAAAUCGGAGGCGCCCGAUGGAUCCGAUGGAUCCGAGGGAUCCGAGGGAUCCGAUGGAUCCGAUGGAUCCGAGGGAUCGGAGGAAUCGGAGGAAUCGGAGGAAUCGGAGGAAUCGGAGGAAUCGGAGGAAUCGGAGGAAUUCGAGGAGGAAUCGGAUGACGAUUACGUGAUAAAGAAUGCUAGACAGAUCGUCUUCGAUAAAUUAUUGGAAUGGAACGAACCGAUUAACGGAACAAAUUAA